UUAUCUCCCUAAUUCCCAAUUAUUAUGCACAUGCUUAUUUAAGAAAAAGGAUUAGAUUUUCUCUCCUUUUUUGGUGGCUGCACCACCAUGCAGGGGGAUGAAUUUGACUGUGGCACUCUCCUCCGCAUCAGUGAGGGGGUCCUACACUUGGAUGAACUGGGGGAGGAGAGAGCACAGUGAGGCUGUCAUGUAAGCCGUCUCCUCUGGGGCCACCUCUCUGUGCGUGCUGCUUCCUGCCUCAGGUAGGAGACUCAUACUUCUGCUGCCGAGGCGUCAGGCUGCUCGCUCUCCUCUCCCUCCCGCUGAGAAGGCAACAGCUCCACUCUCAAAGCACUGAAAUGGAGAAGAGCUGCUCAGAGUGCUCAGUGCCGACCCUUGCACAGAGCCUGUGUACACUCUGCAACAAGUGGUUGUGUUACCAGUGCACAGAUGUGCAUCAGCAUCAGAGAGCCCCUACCACACCCCAGUACACAGACCUGCACCAGCAACAGAGGCCCAGUGCCACCCAGUGUCCUGACCUGCUUCAGAGAGUCUCCAACUCCCUGCCUCCAAUUGGACGAGGCCCAGGGUCGUAUCCUUCCCUCCUGAUGUGCCACUCUCACAGACAGGAGCCCUUGGAGCUGUUUUGUGAGUCAUGUGACCUUCUGUGCUGUAGCAGCUGUCACCUGUCCUCCCACAAAAACCACAGGGUGGUGCAGAUUGGGAAGGCCCUACAGGAUCAGCAGUGGCUGUUUGAGAGCCUGAUGGUUCAGGUGGAUGAGAGGAGGUCUGCAGUGGAGAACAAUGCUAAGCAGAUAGAGGACAGACUUCAUGGAGUAAAGAUUGCACACAGGAAGGCAGAGAACCAGAUUAAAAUGGCAAAGAUGAUUAUGAUGAACGAGCUUAACAAACGAGCCAACCUAUUAAUAGAGCAACUAGAGAAAAUCUCAGAGGACUUCCAGCAGCAUCUGGAGGACCAGCUGCAGGGGGCAAUAGAGAUCUGUGGCCAGCUAGACCAUGUUCAGAAGUUCAUCACCUGGGCUACGACCCACCACUGCAGAGGCCCGGUGCUCUUCAGCAGGGCUCUGAUUUCUCUUCAGAUGCAGCAGCUGCUUGAGUCGUCACUCCACUCAGACUCUUGGAGUCCUGUCAGGAUCAAAUUCAAUUGGGAUGCAAGUUACUGGAUGAAGCAGAUUUCCUCUUUAGGCCAGCUGACUGUUGAAGGGGGAAACAGCAUUUACCCUCAGGGCUUGGCCUGCACCAGUAUUCUCAGGCCUCAGCCAAUCACCCGCUUGGCUCGGCCGUCCUUGUGUCACAGAGGACGAGAACCAGGCUGUGGGUACCAGAACUGCUGCGAGCCCCAAAUGUGUUGCGUCCAUGGCAUUCCCUCUCAGCCAGAUCUGUCCAGUCUUAAUAAAGGCCAGCUGGAAACCGGCCUUUUUAACUCCAGCUGUGUCCAGCCCGCUCUUUUCUCUGCCUCCUUGCACCGGAGCCAGCAGCUCCAGAGGUGGGACUCAGACAACUCGUCGCAAUGUCUUCCCCCUUCCUCACCUGUCACGGGACCCAUCAAGCUCAACUGCAGUCAAGAAUAUACAUCCCAGCCACAAGCUGCUGCCUCUCAGCACCAGUCUCAAACUAAAUCGUAUCUCUCUCGCCAACACCACAGAGAAGUUCUUCCAGACAGCCAGGCUCAGCCAAGUGCAGACCGUAACAGGCCAGGCCAACGUCAGAGCAAGCUGUCGAGCAGCACGGCUCUGCUACAGCAAGUCAGCCACACGGCGGUGAACAGAGAUGUGAUGACUGAAGAGAACUGGGAGGAGAGGUGCAGAGUGGGGGAAGCUCGAGGACAAAUGGCAGCGGUUGAAAGCAGAGCGCUGCCGGAUGUGGAGCUGCAGCAGGACAGGAGGGAGCAGAGUCCUGUCCAAAAGCAGCAGCAGCAGCUCCAUGUUCCUCCUGCAGCAGAGCUGAGGGAAGAGCUGCAAAGAAACCGACCUGCACUGAUGCUCAGAGACCACAGAGAUGUCAGGAGAUCCACGUCCCUGGAGGUGUCGGUGACAGCCCGCGAGUGUGUAUCUGAGGUGCAGAGCAGCAGGCUCAGCCCUAGUUUAGUGUGCACAAGGAGGGAAAGACGCUCCCAGAGCAUCCCGGCAGAACUGACAGUCCCUUCCACCAGCCCUUAUACUGAAAGAUCCACAGGAAGCACUCAUAGCCUCCGGGCAGGAGCUGCAUCUAAGUAUGUCGGUAUGGAUCCCAAACAGAGGAGAGCCUCAGAUGGGGUGCUUUGUGUUGUCAAGGAAACUUCGUCUGACACGGCGCCCUCCAGAGGUCACCAGUCUGCUCUACUGUCCUAUAAGACAGAGCCAGAUCAUUAUUUUACUUGUGUAAAUGAAGAGGUUGAUUAUGAGGCCAAGGGGAAAUGCAGGGUGUCAAUUAACAGCCACAGCAGUAACAGAGAUGUUCAGAAGGACUCAGGAAGGCCACGGGUUCCAGUGGUUUGCUUAGAGCGUCUUAAAAUACUUGUGUCUCAACUACCCCCACACGGACGACGGCAGAGCGACCCUCUACCUGCCAGCGGGACGGAGAGGAGUGAAGCGCUGCCGCAGCAGAGGGCCAAGCACGACGCAGCGCCUGAAAGGAUAACUGGAGGCUCUGAGACCACGAGGACCACCCGCUCACACACAGCUCCACCACAUGCAGAGCGACAGAACCGUAAUCAGUCUACCGCACGCUCGACCACCAGAGAGUUUGACAGCCGAGGGAGAAUCGGCUCCUGUAAGGCAUCCACGCCUGCGUCCGCUGACCCUAAAUAUGUACCACAGAUUCACUCUGAUCUGGAUCUGGACUCUGACUCUGAUCCCAGAUCAGUCUCAGAGGAAGCAGUUGUUUCUCAGGCUGAUCCAGACCCCCAGCUAGACUUGGAUGCAUCACCAGAUUCUCACCCAAAUGCAGAGUCUUCAUCUGAGGCUGAACUUGAAUAUCUGGCUGAGGAGGAAUCACUGGCUGAAGGAGAGAUGCGGCUCUGCGGUGAAACUGAUAUCACAGGGGAUUCAGAGCCAAGUCUUGAAUAUGAGGCAGACCCAGAAUCAGAUGCAGGAUCAGAGGAUGGCCAAGGGCUGGAUGCUGAUACAGAGUCAGGCGAUGCUGAAACCGAGUCAGACGUCCAGCCUGGCAAUGAUCCCAGUUUUCCGGCAGAGACGGACUCUGACGUUGUAUCCGAUCAGCCUCCAGACUCUCAGGGCUCUGUGGAGUCUGAGCUCGACGUAGAAUCUGAACCUGAACUCACAACUGACGACCCACAACCACUUCGCUCUGACUUGGAAGAGGAGUCCCACAUUGAUGCUGCUCCGAGGCCACUUCUGGUUUCAAACCCCGUCGGUCAAAGAGCCACAGAGGAACUCCAGUCUGACCGGGACAGUGCAGAGAUGGAGAGUGAGGACUUCUGUGCCGUGUGUCUAAUUGGAGGGGACCUGCUGUGCUGUGACCGCUGUCCAAAAGUCUUUCAUUUGUCUUGCCACAUCCCGUCUCUGCUGAGCUUCCCCUCAGGCGACUGGGUGUGCAGCCUGUGCAGAGACGUCAUGCAGCCAGAGGUUGAGUACGACUGUGCGAACGAGAGAACAUCUGGAGAACACUCACCGGCACAUGGACUGCCUGCCUGUGACCAGAGAAAAUGUGAGCGGCUGACUCUUCUGAUCCUCAGCAACGUCCUGAGUGCUCCCUUCCAUGAGCCCGUCAGUCCACUUGCUCGUCAUUACUACCAGAUUGUUAAGAGGCCCAUGGACCUGUCUGUGAUCAGGGCCAGACUCAACAAGAGGAAUACUCGACAUUAUAACUCGACCGAACAGUUUGUCACUGAUGUCUAUCUCAUGUUUCACAACUGUGCAAAGUUCAAUUAUCCUGACUCCGAGGUUGCUCAAGCAGGCCGCAACCUUGAGGUGUUUUUCACCUCCAAUCUGAAAGAGGUUUUCCCAGACAGAGCUUUCCUUGCAGCGGAGGCGGACUCUGACAGCGAUGAGUACGACGAGGCCUACAGGACUGCAGAGAGUGGUUUCCCCUGGCCAGAGAGGAGAGAGCAGAGCCACAGGAAGAGGAAGAGGAGACACUCCCUCAAGUCGAGGAGACAACACUUCUAACGUGGACAACAAAAUGCUGUUUUUGUGAGUAAUUGUGCUGUUUUUAUUUCGCAGCCUGAGGGGCUGUGACAGUGUUUCCAUUCUGUAAUCUAUUUAGUGGCUUGCAAUAAUAUCACUGUGCUGCCAUCCGAUGGCAGCUGAACAUACUGAAAUAUUCUUCAAAUAUUUGAUGCACUGACGAAUGCUGGAGUAAUUAUUAUCACUGCAAACUUCCACAAAUCAAAGAAGUAGAAAGUGCAGAACCCGAUUAGUUUUCGUUACAUAUUAUAUUCUACACAUUUGGAAACGCAUCUCAUUGGAGGUAAACAAAUCAAACAGUUUCGUAAGGUGGCUUCUGCAGCUUUAAAACAUCAUAUAGCAGUGAGACAAGGCUGUAAUUGUUAUAUGUGUAUCAUGUUAUAUUAUGCCAAUUAUGCACUGGAAAAUACAUUAAUUAUUUAUGUUCAGACCUCCUAAAAUCACAUAGCCAAUGUUGUAUACUGUAUUGUGCAAAGAGGAUUCUGUUGCUGGCUGUUUAAUAAUCUCACUUUGCAUCUUAAUUAAGUGGAUUUCUGUACUUUUUUUAAGGUGAAUAUAGCUCUGAUUAUACACAGCACUUUGAAACUUUGAUAUGGCUGAAUACUGAAUUUAUCAUAUUCGUAAGCACUCAACAUAGUUAUAUAUGUGUAACUGUAUAGAACUUUAUUUUACUAUAUUUUGCAUUUUAAUUACUAAAUGAUUGCAGGCAAUUAUCCUAGGUUUGAUUUAUUGAUAUUAUUAUGUGUCUCAGUAGCUUUUUAUGAAAAGCAGCAGUGAAUCCUUUUAACUUUGUCUUUUUAAACCCGAGUGAUACAUAAUGUGAGGGAUUGAUGGCGCUAUAGCCAGUGUUAGGGACACAUGUAUUGUCAUGUUUGGUAAAAGAUUUAAUAUCCAAAUUAAACAAUCCAAGAAAGUUUUUAUUUUACAUUUAACCAUAAAUUAAGUUUGUGUAUACAUUAUGUACACUUUCUGUUCCUCCCGUGUUUCAGCAACACCUUGUACUCCUCUAUUUAAAUAUCUCAGGCUUAAUAAGAGUGUUAAGUAUUGACAUCAUUCAGUAUUGAUGAUUAUUUGUAAAGCCACACUGAGAAAAUUACAUUUCCUAAUAGCCGCUGUUGUUUAGCAUUUCCUGUUUUUAAAUAUUUGUUACUUGCUUCCUGCAGCUUAAGAUAGAUUGUACUUGACAAUAAGAGUAAUUACUGCACAAAUGAAUGUCUGUGCACUCAUUGCUCAUUGUCAAGAAUAGUGAAUAUACAGUAUAUGGGAUGUUACUUCAUUUAAAAUCAAUACAUGUCUGGUUCAUUUCUUUCUUUAUACUGUAACGGUCAACAAUAAAUGCACAUAUAUUAGUAUCAAUAAAAUGCAUA
Cyclopterus lumpus (lumpfish) is the source of this 5494-nucleotide messenger RNA. RefSeq names its product tripartite motif containing 66 (gene trim66). The record is from RefSeq and is a predicted model, not a curated record. The coding region runs from base 339 to 4109 and encodes 1256 amino acids. Lineage: Eukaryota; Metazoa; Chordata; Actinopteri; Perciformes; Cyclopteridae. The transcript is spliced from 17 exons. Gene Ontology annotation, molecular function: protein binding; zinc ion binding.